This is a messenger RNA of Cucumis melo (muskmelon), 865 nucleotides long. Its product is annotated as 2S seed storage albumin protein-like. The transcript has 2 exons. Gene Ontology annotation, molecular function: nutrient reservoir activity. The record is from RefSeq and is a predicted model, not a curated record. Bases 165 to 701 code for a protein of 178 amino acids. NCBI's taxonomy places the organism in Eukaryota, Viridiplantae, Streptophyta, Magnoliopsida, Cucurbitales, Cucurbitaceae.
GUAUUUGACACGUUUGGAAGACUUGGAACUGAGUAUGUAAGGAAAUAAACAAAGAAAGAAGAAAAACAAAUGGCAAAGAAGAUGAUGAACGUGGAAGAAACAUAGGAAUCUCCAUAGCCAUUAAAAGCCACACAAUACAUGCUUCAAAAUUCCACGUCUCAUCCAUGCAUUGCUCUCUUAUUCCUUCAAAUACUCAUCCUUUCACCCACCACUUUUCUCCCCCACUCUCCUCUUUAAACAUUAUACUCAAAACCCAUAUAAUGAUGUCUACUAAACCACUCGUUUCCAUCCUCCUCCUUUCCCUCUUCCUCUUAGCAGUUGCUGCCUCCGACCACCAGUUCGACGAUGAAAACCAACGCCAACGCCCUUGGUUGCAGAGGUGCCGUCAGCAGAUUCGAGGAGGCGAAAGGCUGCGCCACUGUGAGAGGUUACUGACACGGCCCCGCCGCUUCCGGCAGCUGUUAGCAGCGGAGGAAGAGGAAGACGCAGUGGAGCAUCUGGAGGAAUGCUGCCAGCAGCUGAGAGGGAUGGACGAUGCAUGCCGGUGCGAGGGGCUUCGUCAGAUCAUACAGCGCCGUAGGCAGCAAGGGCAGCUGCAGGGGAUGGACGUUGGACAAAUGCUGGAAAGAGCUACAAACUUACCGUCGGUCUGCCGUCUCAGCCGACGCCGGUGUGACCUCCGAUCAACCACUCCAUUGUAGAAUAAUAAGAGGAAAGAAAAGAGAGAGAGAGAGAGAGAGAGCCCAUUGAGGUUGAACAAUCUGAAAAAUGGAGCAAUAAUCAAUAAAAUAUGAAGGCUCCCCAACUUAGUGGGAGAUCUAUGUACUAAUGUUUUAAAGAAACAUCACUUAGUUUCUUUUUUUUC